Trichobilharzia regenti is the source of this 1366-nucleotide messenger RNA. NCBI's taxonomy places the organism in Eukaryota, Metazoa, Platyhelminthes, Trematoda, Strigeidida, Schistosomatidae. The record is from the annotation of a GenBank genome assembly.
AGGCCAUCUAGGAUACUUUCGAGGUUGUUACACGUCAUUUUUCCUUAAAAUGUUUGUGUUUGUUCCAGUCAUUAUUUCUCUACUCUUUUGUUCCUCUGAAGCUAAGCCAGGUCGCGUAUUACUUAAGAAUGUAGAUGUUAUUACCUUGUACCAUGAUAAGUUUGCAGAGUCCAGAAAAGGUUAUCGACUCCCUCAGUUGAAAUGUGUUGGUGGAAGUGGAUUUAAAUAUCCAGAGUACUACCCUAAAGUUGUUCAGUGUUAUAAUCGGGGUUUUGAUGGCCGUGAUGUCCAAUGGGAAUGUAAAGCAGAACUUGAUAAAGAAGUAACUUUUGGACCUAUCAAUGUUAAUUGCGAAGGAUAUGACUAUCCAGAAGACGAUUAUAUUGUCCAUGGUUCGUGUGCUUUGGAAUACGAGCUAAAUGUGAGGCAUCAUAAAAAAGAGAAGAGAUAUCACGCUUCAUUCGAUAGCCCUUAUGUCGGUGUCCGUCAUUACUCCAGCUACUUUAUUAUUGGUGUAUUAAUUCUAACGGCUGCUGGCAUUUGGUAUUUUUGUAUUAGAUCGCCUGGAUAUCCAUAUGAAUGUGUAUCACACCCGGAUGCACCUUUUCCAUCAGAACCUCCUCCAUCGUAUGAAGAAACAGUACUCAAUAAUGGUGAGGAUUAUUCAAGGAGACGUCGUCCACCUCCAUCUGCGCCUCGUGAAUAUGGUUGGUCAUCCAAUGUUACCGGCUCAUCAAGAUGUCCAGGAUUUAAUACACACUGGAGUAAAACAAAUCAUCAACAGGAGAGUAGUUCAUGGUUAUAUAAUGGUCUAGCUGCUGGUGCAGGAUUUCUAGGUGGUUAUUUUAUGGGAUCUAGAACAAAUGAUGGUGGUAGUUGUUCCCGACCCACUCGAGUUUGCACUCAAGAAUCGUAUGUUCGAAAUGGAAAUGUCUUUACAGAUUCACAUUACGGUUUUACAUCUGAUGACUCUGGGCAUUAUCGUCGUUCACGUACACCAUCGCCUGAAACACACAUAUCAUCAGGCUUCGGUGGGACUUCGCGUAGAUAACUCUUUUGAUUUGAAUAUAUUUCACCUGUUUCUAUGGUAUCAUACACUCAGUAUACACAUCCACAUUUUCACCGAUUCUGUUACCACCAGAUAGAAGUUAACCAUAUUUCGUUUAACUUUUAUUUUUCUCUGCAUAAUUAUCUUGUUUUCAGUAAAAUGGGCAUUUCUUUAUGAAUUAUAAUUCUUAUCACAUUUAGAGUUGAUAUAUAUAUAUUCUAUGUAUAUAAAUGUUCUUAUAUUUUGACCGUUUGUGAUGUGAUAUUGCCAUUCUCUCUCCGUUUAAUUUGAAAUAAAAAAUACUGCAGCAACACUAAA